Gastrolobium bilobum is the source of this 1762-nucleotide messenger RNA. RefSeq names its product monolignol oxidoreductase AtBBE-like 13. Gene Ontology annotation, molecular function: oxidoreductase activity; FAD binding. The transcript has a single exon. Bases 21 to 1610 code for a protein of 529 amino acids. Lineage: Eukaryota; Viridiplantae; Streptophyta; Magnoliopsida; Fabales; Fabaceae. The record is from RefSeq and is a predicted model, not a curated record.
GACCUCAGAACACAAAAAUCAUGGUGUCAAAAAUCUCACACUUGCCAAUUUUAAUCCUUCUAUUAUCAGUUUCAUUGACAGCUUCAGCUUCAAUUCAAGAAAGUUUUGUCCAGUGUCUCCAUUUGAACUCGGACAAAACAUAUCCAUUUUAUGCAUCAAUUUACAGUCCAAACAAUGCUUCAUUCACCACCAUCCUUGAUUCCUCUGCUAAUAACCUAAGGUGUUUGUUGCCUUCAGCUCCAAAACCUGAGUUUAUAUUCACACCCUUUGCUGAUUCCCAUGUCCAAGCAGCUGUAAUUUGCUCAAAGAAUCUUGGUAUUCAUCUUAGAGUACGAAGUGGUGGUCAUGACUAUGAAGGAAUCUCAUAUGUUUCUGAAAUUGAAACCCCUUUCAUGGUUGUUGAUUUGGUCAAGCUUCGUGGUAUCAAUGUUGAUAUCAAAACUAACACUGCUUGGAUUCAAGCUGGUGCCACCACUGGUGAAGUCUAUUACAGAAUAUAUGAGAAAAGUUCAGUUCAUGGUUUCCCUGCAGGCCUUUGCCCAAGCAUAGGUAUUGGUGGGCACAUUACAGGAGGUGCAUAUGGAACCAUGAUGAGAAAGUAUGGCCUUGGUGUUGAUAAUGUCCUAGAUGCUAUAAUUGUUGAUGCUAAUGGAAGGAUUCUUGACAGGAAAGCCAUGGGGGAAGACCUAUUUUGGGCAAUUAGAGGAGGUGGAGGUGGAAGCUUUGGUAUCCUUCUUUGGUGGAAGAUAAAGCUGGUUCCUGUGCCACCAACUGUGACAGUUUUUACAGUUACUAAGACCCUAGAGCAAGGUGCAACCAAGCUUCUACAUAGAUGGCAGGAAGUGGCACCUUAUAUUGAUGAGAAUCUCUUUAUUAGAGUCAUCAUUCAACCAGCUAGUUCUGGUAACAAAACUCAGAGAACUAUCACAACUUCUUACAAUGCUGUCUUUCUUGGUGAGGCCAGAGAACUACUCCAAGUUGUGAAGACAAGUUUUCCUGAAUUGGGUUUGACAAGAAAGGAUUGCUUGGAAACAAGCUGGAUCAAAUCUGUGCUCUAUGUUGGAGGCUUUCCAAGUGAUACACCUCCUGAAGUUCUUCUCAAAGGAAAACCAACAUUCAAGAACUACUUCAAAGCCAAAUCAGAUUUUGUAAGAGAACCUAUACCAGAAAUGGGGCUUGAGGGAUUGUGGCAAAGGUUGCUGAUUGAAGACAGCCCCUUGAUGAUUUGGAACCCAUAUGGUGGAAGGAUGAGUGAAUUUUCAGAAUCUGAUACCCCAUUUCCUCACAGAAAUGGAACACUAUACAAAAUCCAGUACUUAUCUUUAUGGCAAGAUGGAGACAAGAAUGCUGCAAAGCAUAUAGAUUGGAUUAGGAAGCUUUACAACUACAUGACUCCUUAUGUGUCUAGCUUCCCCAGGGAAGCAUAUGUGAAUUACAGGGAUCUUGAUUUGGGAAUCAACACCAAGAACAGCACAAGCUACAUACAGGCAAGUUCUUGGGGUAAUAGGUAUUUCAAGAAUAACUUCAACAGGUUGGUAAAGAUAAAGACCAAAGUGGAUCCUGAAAAUGUCUUCAGGCAUGAGCAGAGCAUCCCACCUCUUCCAGUUUGAAUGUAAGAGGCAAGAAAUGCAAGAAAUGGGAAAUAAGGCACUGUGCUGCUAGAAUCAUUAGACUAGUAUAUAUAAAUUGUGAAAGGGUUUAUUAGCUAGUUUAGAGGAAUAAGGAUAUACAUAUAGAUUUGUUACUUUGUUUUUGGUUAUUU